Triplophysa dalaica is the source of this 2807-nucleotide messenger RNA. It is a transcript of the gene tecrb, whose product is annotated as trans-2,3-enoyl-CoA reductase b. NCBI's taxonomy places the organism in Eukaryota, Metazoa, Chordata, Actinopteri, Cypriniformes, Nemacheilidae. Gene Ontology annotation, biological process: very long-chain fatty acid biosynthetic process. The coding region runs from base 1335 to 2384 and encodes 349 amino acids. The record is from RefSeq and is a predicted model, not a curated record. The transcript is spliced from 11 exons. Gene Ontology annotation, molecular function: oxidoreductase activity, acting on the CH-CH group of donors.
CGUUGCGAGUUGACUGCUGCCCUCUGAAUUUCUCCGCAUUUAAACUUUGUAUUAAACUCGUAUUAUUCGGUAAAACUUCCCAUACAAUUGUGGUCCUUGCAGCUGUCUGUUUUGGCCGGUUUUGUAUUGUGUAUGGCAGGCAGUGGUCAUCUGCUCCAGUUAUUUAUAGUAAAUCUCCUCCGCCAAUAGCGUGGCUUUACACACUCACGAGCUAAACGACGGAAACCCGAGUUAUUUAACUUAAAAAAAAACAAUUAUGCUUUGGGAUUAAAUUAUUUGUAUUACAAUAAUGCACAUGAAACAAAUGUAUAAAUAAAAAACAACCAAAAUUUAUAACAAUGGUUUUACUAGAGUGACCAUGAUAUAAUAAUGGUAUUUGUCGUAAAUCAGUUAAUGACACAUUUAAUAUGGUUUCACUAUGAAAACUAUACUAUAUAAAUUGUUUACAUAAACUAUAGUUUGUUAUAUAACAUUAAACAAUUCUGUGAUGGCAUCAAAUGACCUCAACAAAUUAAGACAUGUAAAAUAUCAUUAAUUCUGUUUAAGAGUCAGUCAGACAGUUCAACAAAAUGUCCUUAUAAUGAUCAAAGUAUCAAUAUGUGACCCUGGAUGACAAAACUUGUGGGUCUUAUGGGUACAUUUUUGAAAUGGCGAUUUUUGCAUCAUCCAAAAGAUGAAUAAUUAAGUUUUCUAUUGAUGUAUGGGUUGUUAGGAUAGGAUAAUAUCUGGCGGAGAUACUGUCGUUUAAGACAUCUGAGCGUGCAAAAAAUGUCAAUUUUGAGAAAAUCACAUUUGAAGUUGUUAAUCGGAGGAGCUGUUUCAGGCCAUCCACUCGCAAAAAGAAAGUUUUGAUAUAUUUACAGUAGGAAACUCACAGAAUAGCUAAAUGGAACAUGAUUUAUAUCAUAAUGAUUUGGGGCAUAAAAGAAAAAUCUAUAAUUUCGACCCAUAAAAUGUAUUUCUGGCUGUUACUCAAAAUGUUCCUGUGCUAUUUAAGACUGCUUUUGUGAUACAGGGUCACAUAUGUAUGUAAUAGGUGGUGGGGGGUCUACAAUUUCACGAUGUCAUAAUAUAAUGGUGAGAAUUGAGUUAUUAAUGUGUUUAAGUGUUUUGUUUAUGUGUUUGCACAUGUGAGAUGGGUGGGGGGUCGUCUAGUGACCAAAUGUAGUCGCGAGCAGGAGGUCGAGAAAGGGCAGGGUAGAGUUGUAGAGAGAGAGGGAGAUUUAUUUCCACAGCUGACUGUGAAGCUCCAGUCCCACACUCGAUUUAGAGCUUCGAGAGGGACUGACGGAAAAAAGCGAGAAAGUUACAAAGCGGAGAAAUAAAGAGAUAACAUGGACACUUUAGCGUUAGAGGCAACGCAGCCCAAAAAGGCUCAGAAUGGAGGCGUGGGAGCAUUGCCCGGAAGCUCCGGCCCUUCCAAACGCAAACCUGCAAAAAAAACUAAGAAAGCUGUGGUCUUUUUUGAGGUGGAGAUUCUGGACGCCAAGACGAAGGAUAAGCUCUGCUUCCUGGACAAGGUUGAGCCCAAUGCAACGAUCGGGGAAAUCAAGUCCAUGUUUCACAAGAGCCGUGAACCACAGUGGUAUCCGGCUCGACAGUCCAUUCGUUUGGAUCCCAAGGGGAAAUCGCUGAAGGAUGAAGACGUGCUACAGCAUCUGCCUGUGGGAACGACAGCAACCUUCUACUUCAGAGACCUGGGAGCGCAGAUCAGCUGGGUCACAGUGUUUCUGACGGAGUAUGCCGGCCCACUUCUGAUUUACUUGAUGUUUUACUUCAGAGUUCCGUUUAUUUAUGCACCUAAAUAUGACUUCACCACCAGCAAACACUGGGUUGUACAUUUGGCGUGCAUGUGUCACUCUUUCCACUACGUUAAGAGACUUCUAGAAACAAUGUUUGUCCACCGCUUCUCUCACGGGACGAUGCCUCUCCGCAACAUCUUCAAGAACUGCACAUAUUACUGGGGAUUUGCAGCUUGGAUGGCUUAUUACAUCAACCAUCCGCUUUAUACACCACCAACAUAUGGUGAACAACAGAUCAGACUGGCCCUCAUUCUUUUCCUGUUUUGUCAGAUCGGAAACUUCUCCAUCCACAUUGCCCUGAGAAACCUCCGUCCACCAGGAUCAAAGACGAGAAAGAUCCCAUAUCCCACUAAAAACCCCUUCACCUGGGUCUUCCUGCUCGUCUCCUGUCCCAAUUACACUUAUGAGCUGGGCUCGUGGCUAGGCUUCACACUGAUGACUCAAUGUCUUCCUGUGGCGUUUUUCACCCUCGUGGGUUUCAUCCAGAUGACCGUGUGGGCGAAAGGAAAGCACCACAGCUACCUGAAGGAGUUCCGCGACUAUCCGAAGCUCCGCUCUCCGAUCGUGCCCUUCGUCCUAUAGGACAGUCACGCAGUAUUCCGCUUUUAAUCCUCACUCAUCCCAUUUUAUAUGGCUCAUGUCCCGUGUAGCAACUUUAUCUAUCUGUUUGUCUCCCUGAAAGUUCCUCUUUUACAUACACCUUUUCCUGCAACGGCUUGCAAUCUUUCUGUGAUCAACUGGAACAAUCUGAUUCGGAACAAUUGUCUGCUUAGAUCCACAACCGAACCUUGAUGACAGCUUGAUACGAAUACCUCAGCUUGUGAAAAGAGACCUGGAUGAACCUCAGCCACACUAUCAAGAACAUGUCUGGUUCAUUUUUCAAUCCAACUUCAAAAACAAAGCCUAUUCAUUCGUAGAAUCUUUAAAGAUUUUUGCAUCACCACAUACCUACCUAAUUCUCAGUAGUCUACUGAAAUGCAAAAAUAAAAUAAUACACUACAUUUA